Messenger RNA from Ixodes scapularis (black-legged tick), 3278 nucleotides. Its product is annotated as mitochondrial basic amino acids transporter. Gene Ontology annotation, biological process: mitochondrial L-ornithine transmembrane transport. Gene Ontology annotation, molecular function: high-affinity L-arginine transmembrane transporter activity. NCBI's taxonomy places the organism in Eukaryota, Metazoa, Arthropoda, Arachnida, Ixodida, Ixodidae. The transcript is spliced from 6 exons. The record is from RefSeq and is a predicted model, not a curated record. Bases 434 to 1363 code for a protein of 309 amino acids. Gene Ontology annotation, cellular component: mitochondrion.
AGAUAAGAACACCCAGAUAUAAGGAUAAGGCCCGAAUCGUAGAUGGCGUCACAGACGGAUCGCUCGUUCGCGCUAGCAGACGACGUACUCGGCUCGUCUGCUUCCAGAGGCUGCUGCUGUUGCAGACGACUUCUGGGAAAACAAAAGGAGAUACCGCGCUAUCUGUUCGGUGAUUAUGAUCUUAGUGCGGAUUUGAGGUUUGAGGACAGCGGCUGCGGGGUUUCUUGUGCGUUGGUGGCGUGAAUCGGGAACACACCUGAACCUAAGGCUCCUUUUUCUUGUUGUAAAUUUGGCAACGCGCCCUCCAGCGCCGGCGUUUUCGCGCCGCGAAGAUUUUUUCGGGGAGUGAUUGCUUUUUUCUAAAGUCUGGUGUCCCGUUCCGGGAAUAUUUCCAAGACGUCGCCCCUUGGUCGAAUCCACGACCUUAGGAUUCAUGGCUUUGGACUUCGUGGCCGGUUGCUUAGGAGGGUGUGCUGGUGUUAUAGUUGGUCAUCCUUUCGACACCAUAAAGGUCCGCUUACAGACCCAAGAUGGUUCAUCUCCUAAGUACAGAGGGAGCAUCGACUGCUUCAAAAGCAUCAUACGCACAGAAAAGGUACAAGGCCUGUUCCGCGGCAUGACGUCGCCUAUGGCCGGAGUGGCCGUGGUGAACGCGAUAGUAUUCGGUGUCUACGGCAACGCCCAGAAGCAGCUCGGGGACUCCGCGUGGGCGCACGGCGCCUGCGGCCUCUUGGCCGGCUCGGUACAGAGCCUCGUCAGCAGUCCCGUAGAGCUCGCCAAGACCAGACUACAAGUGCAGGGUCAGGGCAGCUCCAGAGCGUACUCGGGCCCCCUGGACUGCCUGCGGCAACUGCUGCGCGCCGAGGGCUGCCGGGGCGUGUUCCGGGGCCUCGGCUCGACCGUGCUGCGAGACGCCCCGGCGUUCGGCGUCUACUUCGCCAGCUACGAGCAGCUGGUGCGUCGGGGCACCGGCGGGCCCGUCCACCUCAUGGCCGCGGGGGGACUCGCGGGAGUCCUCUCCUGGAUGGUGUCUUACCCGUGCGACGUGGUCAAGUCGAGGUUGCAGGUGGACGGCAUGACGGGACCACGCAGGUACUCCGGCUUCUGGGACUGCGCCGUCAAGAGCUACCGGAACGAAGGCGCUGGCGUCUUUACUCGCGGCCUCAACUCGACGCUGCUGCGCGCCUUUCCCACCAACGCGGCCAUCUUCACCGUCGUCACCUGGGUGUUCAGAGCCUUCGAUCCCAGCGCCGAAGCCGACCUCCACCCGCACCCACACCACCACCAUCACCACCCGGCCGUCCACUUUGACCCCGAGCUGCACCUUAGUAGGGUUGCCGUUCUCAUGGACUUUCACUUUUAGUCUUAGACGUAUACCACGACUGAGUGUAUACCAAUAUAAGUUGAUGGCUUAGUUUGUUAAAUGUAACAAAAACAGCGCGAAAGAGCAAAAGUAGACGGCUGGACAGGACAAGCACUACUUUCAGCUGACGUUUUAACGAAAAAACGUGCCCCUGUCCUGUCCAGCCUUCUACUUUUCCUUUGUCUUUCGCGCUAAUCGUUUCUGUGAGAUGGGUGCUCCGAUCGUCCAAUCCAAGACAAAGAGCCUCAACAGAUCACGAUAUCCCUGUGCAGGCCGAUGCAGGUUGCAAAGCUCCCCAAACCGAGAAAAAUCUAGAUCAUAAGAUCCUUGUGCAGGCAGUGGUCUAUGAACUAGAUUCUUAUUCCGUCGCAGGCGGCUCCAUGUAUAAACACACUCGUUCAUUGUAGCACGUCAUAGAAGGGUCUACUUCCCGAUAGAGUAUAAUAAUAAUUUAACGAGGAUAUGGGGUGUAAACGGGCCCGGGGAUGCAAAUUGCCCGCGUACUAUCUCUCGGUCAAGGUGGUUUCGUUUUAUAGAGGGGCACAUCCUGUUUGUGAGAAAUGUCCGCUACUUUGGAAGAGCGCCCAUUCAUCGAGUUGGCCUCUAAUUUUGGUUUACCGAAGGAGUAUCUCUAACUUAAUCUUGAGAUACCUGUGGUGUCUAAACUGGCUUAUCAUGUCUGUCACGGGGGAGCAGACGGGACAUUUUUUUUUUAAACAUACUUGUAGUCGAACUAUUUUGCGAUAAGUAAUGUUAAAGGAAGGGUUCUUCUAAAAUGCCCGUCUAAAGCGGCGUAUGUGACUGACAUAUCAGAGUACCUUACACCAGCAGCGUACCUCACCAGUAACAGAAGCCGCAAUUUCUGCAACAGCCUCAAAGUACCAUGGUUUUGCCAACCAUGGUACUUUAAGGCUGUUGCAGAAAUUGCGGAUAAGCAUAUUUAUUACUCCAACACCACACUGCUAAGGCACUGAAGAUAAAGUUCCUUUCCAUUCACUAUUUUAAGCUUGUGAAAGUUUGGCGCCACUAGACUAUCCCUAAAAGCCUUUUCCCCAAUAAAACGGCAAAUACUUUUAAAGCGUGCGUUAAAAAAAAAUGUGCAGCACGUUUACGUGCACCAGGGUUGCACGUGACAUCAGUGAGACGGAAAGUUGCGCAACAAGCCUAUGCCUUGCUCUCAGUUUACACGAGUGUUCGUGGACAACAGAUAUACUGAAAAUCUUUCGAACAGAUUCAGGAGUUGUAUAUUUCAGUCUGCCGGUGGUCUUCUCGAGUCUACGCCAUAUAUCUCGUAUCUUUCUGCUGAGUCCAAGCUAGGGAAAUAUUCAGCUACCUCUGGUCGCAGAUGCAUCACAGGAACACCUUGUUGGUGAUCCGGUCACACUUUAGUAAUACCACUUGAUCACGAACGUACGCUUGUUCGUUGCCAGACAAUGGGCGUGAAACGUCACAAAGGCUAGCGACAAGGUGUUUUUGUCUUGUUUCUGAGCAGAGUUGGUCGAAUGUUGGUACAAUGCGAUUCAGCCCAUUGACUUUCAAGAAAAGGUAUGUAUUGCCUUGUGCUUUACAAGCAAGGCAAGCGCGAUCGCAUGCAGUCUGCCAAGUCACGGUAGUGUUUGCAUUGUGUGAAGAUGGAUAGGGCAUUACGUUGCAUGAACUGAAAAUUGUCGCAUUAGCUUUACGAAUGGUGCCCAUUCCCCGGUGUCGGUUUGCGAUAUCGGUUUGCUCUGUUGAGAAUCGUUGAGGACGGGAAAACGUUUUUUGCGAUUUCAGAUAAGGCUUCGGAUAACUGACAACAAAGGUUUACGCAACAAUGUGUCUGAAGUGUUGUUACUCUGCUAAAGCAUAUAGCUUAUGUUAACACUCAACAAUUGAGUUCUCCUCAAAUCGAACCCAAUAAACGGUUUUGUUUGAA